UUUUUCUUUUUUUUGGAGGAGGGGGCAUCCCACGCUGAACUGGUUGAAUUGUUCAAUGGGACAGGCCUGCUACAGUGGAUGUGUCUUCAGAAUGAGCUCCUCAAAAUAAACUGGACCUGUUCGCCACCUUUGAUUUCGAAAGCAGCGUGGAGUCAGCCAUGGAAGUGAAGGAACGCCGGCCCUACCGCUCCCUCACCGCCGCUCGGCAGGACACCGAGCGCCGCUACACCAGCUCCUCGGCAGACAGCGAGGAUGGCAAGCCCAACCCCAAGUCCUACAGCUCCAGCGAAACACUCAAGGUCUUCGACCACGACUCCAGGAUGGCGUACGGGAGCCGUGUCAAGGAAAUGGUUCAUCACGAAGUGGACGAGUUCGGUCGGCAAGGAGCGGAGUUUUCCCUCCGAGACCUGGGCUUCGGAGACGGCCUCCCGUCGCACGUGGCCACGUACAGGACCGACCUGGGCCUGCCGCACCGCGACUACUCCGUCAGCGUGGGCUCGGACGCCGACACGGAGAUGGACGGCAUCAUGUCCCCGGAGCACGCCGUGCGGCUAUGGGGCCGCAGCAACACCAAGUCGGGCCGCAGCUCGUGCCUCUCCAGCAGGGCCAACUCCAAUCUGACGCUCACCGACACCGAGCACGAGAACACGGAGAACGGUCCUCCGCUGCAUUGUUCAUCCGCCUCCUCCUCCCCUGUUGAGCAGCUCCCAUACCCUCCCCCUUGCAUUGCAGCCAAUGAGAGCCAGGGAGGGUUGCUAGGUAACUGUGCGGCUCAGCCAGCCCAGGACUCUGACUCUGAGGAUGAGUUUGGCCCCAAUUCAUUCUUAGUUAAAACUGGCUCAGGGAACCUGUAUGCUCCUGCCACUGCGACUGCUGAUGACGGUGUUUUUCAAAAUCACUCCAGGCUGCGGACGCCUCCUCUUCCCCUCUCCCACUCCCACUCGCCCAACCAUCAGCACCAUGCAGCCUCCAUUAACUCCUUGAACAGGGGCAACUACACGCCGCGGAGCAACCCCAGCCCCGCGCCCACGGACAGCUCGGCGCCCCCCGAGGGUCCCGCCAGCGGCCCGGACUCCGGCAGCGCGCAGGACAACUGGCUCCUCAACAGCAACAUCCCUCUGGAAACCAGGAGCCAGAAUACUCUAAUGUUUAUCAGAGAGGAGCAAGACGCUUGCAGAGAAGGGCAGGGCUCGUACAAAACCAGAAACAUAGCAAAGCAGACAUUCCUAGAGACUUUACAGGACAACCUCAUUGAGAUGGACAUUCUGGCAUCGGCGCGCCACGACGACGGGCACUUCCUCUUCAAGCCAGGCGGAACGUCACCGAUGUAUUGCACAACUUCGCCGGGAUACCCCCUGACCUCCAGCACGGUGUACUCGCCUCCCCCGCGGCCUUUGCCCCGAAACACCUUCUCCCGACCUGCCUUCAGCCUGAAGAAGCCCUACAAGCACUGCAACUGGAAAUGUGCUGCCCUCAGUGCCAUCCUCAUCUCAGUCACGCUGCUGCUGCUGCUAGCCUACUUCAUCGCCAUGCACCUUUUCGGAUUAAACUGGCACCUGCAGCCCACGCAGAGACAGAUGUACCAGCUAUCAGAGGACAAUACCAGUGGCCUACCGUUCCCCACAGACCUGAGUUUGCCCCCUCUGGGCAACACGGGCCUGGAAAUACCCGACCGGAGAGGAAAGGACGACAGCAAAUUGGACAGCUUGUUCCCAGAUGACAGCUAUAUAGAUAUGGGCGAGAUUGACGUGGGGCGCAAGGUCGCGCAGCAGAUUCCUCCCGGUGUCUUCUGGAGAUCCCAGGUCUUCAUUGAUCAUCCCAUGUACCUGAAGUUUAAUGUGUCGCUCAGCAAAGAUGCCUUAGUGGGGAUCUACGGAAGGAGAGGCCUUCCUCCGUCACACACACAGUUUGACUUUGUGGAGCUCCUGGACGGGCGGCGGCUCCUGGCUCAAGACGUCCACGGCCUGGAGGGCCCGGCGGCCAUGCAGCGCAGCCUGGUCCCCAUCACCACGCACGACACGGGCUUCAUCCAGUACAUGGACUCCGGAAUCUGGCACCUGGCCAUCUACAACGACGGGAAGGAGACGGAAACGGUCUCCUUCUUCACCACCGCCAUAGAAUCUAUUGACGACUGUCCCAGUAACUGCUUCGGGAACGGUGACUGUGUCGCUGGAACCUGUCAUUGCUUUUUAGGAUUCAAAGGACCUGACUGUGGGCGAGCCGCCUGUCCGGUGCUGUGCAGCGGGAACGGUCAAUACCUUAAAGGUCGCUGCAUGUGCCACAGCGGCUGGAAGGGCUCGGAGUGCGACGUUCCCACCAACCAGUGCAUCGACGUCACCUGCAGCAGCCACGGGACGUGCAUCGUGGGAACCUGCAUCUGCAACCCCGGCUACAAGGGGGAAAACUGCGAAGAAGUGGACUGCCUGGAUCCGACGUGCUCCGGCCGAGGGGUGUGCGUCCAGGGAGAGUGCCACUGCUUUGUGGGGUGGGGCGGGCCUGGAUGCGAGAGUCCCAGGGCCUCCUGCAUGGAUCAGUGCUCUGGACACGGAGCGUUCCUGGCAGACACAGGGACCUGCAGCUGUGAUCCCAACUGGACGGGCCAUGACUGCUCUACAGAGAUUUGUGCAGCGGACUGUGGUGGCCAUGGCAUUUGUGUCUCGGGCACCUGCCGCUGCGACGACGGCUGGAUGGGCGCCGGGUGUGACCAGAGGGCGUGUCACCCACGCUGCAACGAGCACGGCACUUGCAGGGACGGCAAAUGCGAAUGCAGUCCCGGGUGGAACGGCGAGCACUGCACCAUCGCUCACUAUCUGGAUAAGGUAGUGAAAGAGGGCUGCCCCGGCCUGUGCAAUGGAAAUGGUAGGUGCACUCUGGGUAACAAUGGCUGGUACUGUGUGUGCCAGCUGGGCUGGAGGGGCACUGGCUGUGAUACCUCCAUGGAAACCGCCUGCAGUGAUGUCAAGGACAACGAUGGAGAUGGCCUGGUGGACUGCAUGGAUCCAGACUGCUGUCUACAGGCAACCUGUCACACCACCUCUUUGUGUGUGGGCUCCCCGGACCCUCUGGACAUCAUCCAGGAGACACAGAUGUCCACUUCCCAGAGCAACCUGCAGACCUUCUACGAUCGGGUGCGAUUUCUGGUGGGCAGAGACAGCACCCACGUCAUCCCCGGAGCCAACCCCUUCGAUGGCAACCAUGCUUGUGUCAUUCGUGGACAAGUGGUGACCUCCGAUGGAACGCCGCUGGUCGGAGUCAACAUCAGUUUCAUCAACAACCCGUCUUACGGUCACACCGUCACCAGGCAGGACGGAAGCUUCGACCUGGUGACCAACGGGGGCAUCGCCAUCGCCCUGCACUUCGAGCGCGCCCCAUUCAUCACGCAGGAGCACACGCUCUGGCUGCCGUGGGGACGCUUCUUCGUCAUGGACACCAUCGUCAUGCGGCACGAGGAGAACGACAUCCCCAGCUGCGACCUGAGCAGCUUCAGCCGGCCCGUGCCCGUGGUGUCGCCGGCGCCGCUCACCGCCUUCGCCGGCUCCUGCACCGAGAGAGGAACCGUGGUGCCGGAGAUCCAGUCUCUGCAGGAGGAGGUUCCCAUCCCGGGGACGGACAUGAAGCUGGGCUAUUUAAGCAGCAGGACGCCCGGUUACAAAUCAAUCCUGAGGGUGACCCUCACCCACUCCACCAUCCCCUUCAAUCUGAUGAAGGUGCACCUCAUGGUGGCCGUGGAGGGCCGGCUCUUCAGGAAGUGGUUCCCCGCGGCUCCCAACCUGGCCUACGACUUCGUGUGGGACAAGACUGACGUGUACAGCCAGAAGGUCUACGGCCUGUCAGAAGCGUUCAUUUCAGUGGGCUUCGAGUAUGAGUCAUGUCCAGACCUCAUUCUGUGGGAGAAGAGGACGGCUGUUCUGCAAGGCUACGAAACCACGGCCUCCAAACUGGGAGGGUGGACUAUAGACAAGCACCACGCUUUAAAUAUCCAGAGUGGUAUUCUCCACAUGGGCAACGGAGAGAACGUCUUCAUCUCCCAGCAGCCCCCUGUAAUCGGCAGCGUGAUGGGGAACGGGCGCCGGCGCAGCAUCUCCUGCCCCAGCUGUAAUGGCCUCGCCGACGGAAACAAGCUGAUGGCUCCCGUGGCUCUGGCCUGUGGCUCCGACGGAAGUCUGUACGUGGGCGACUUCAACUACGUGAGGAGGAUCUUCACCACGGGGAACGUCACCAGCGUGCUGGAGCUCAGAAAUAAAGACUCCAGGCAUAGCAACAGCCCCGCGCUCAAGUACUACCUGGCCACCAGCCCCGUCAACAACGCCGUCUACCUCUCGGACACCAGCAGCAGGAAGGUGUUCAGGGUCAAGUCCCUCAGCGUCGUGAAGGAUGUGGCCAAGAACCUGGAGCUGGUGGCGGGCACCGGCGACCAGUGUCUGCCGUACGACGACACCCGCUGUGGGGACGGAGGGAAGGCCGCGGAGGCCACGCUCACCAACCCCAGAGGCAUUACCGUGGAUAAGUACGGCGUAAUCUUCUUUGUUGACGGCACCAUGAUCCGCAGGAUUGAUCAGAACGGCAUCAUCUCUACCCUCCUGGGCUUCAAUGACCUGGCAUCCGCCCGACCCCUGAGCUGCGACGCCGUGAUGGACAUCUCUCAGGUGCGCCUGGAGUGGCCCACGGAUCUGGCGGUGAGCCCCAUGGACAACUCCCUGUACGUCCUGGACAACAAUGUCGUCCUUCAGAUCUCAGAGAACCACCAGGUCCGGAUCGUCGCCGGCCGGCCGAUGCACUGCCAGGUGCCCGGCAUCGACCAUUUCCUCAUGAGCAAAGUGGCGGUCCACGCCACCCUGGAGUCUGCGAACGCCCUGGCCGUGUCGCACACGGGCAUUUUGUACAUCGCUGAGUCAGAUGAAAAGAAAAUAAACCGAGUACGGCAGGUGUCCACCAAUGGAGAGAUCUCCCUCGUCGCAGGGGCACCGAGUGGCUGUGACUGCAAGAACGAUGCCAACUGUGAUUGUUACUCUGGAGAUGAGGGCUAUGCCAAGGACGCCAAGCUGAAAGCCCCCUCCUCUUUGGCUGUGUGUCCAGAUGGAGAGCUUUAUAUCGCAGAUCUGGGCAAUAUUCGCAUCCGCUAUGUGCGCAAAAACAAACCCUAUCUCAAUCCGCUCAGCAUGUAUGAGGUGUCCUCUCCCAUUAACGAUGAGCUGUAUCUGUUUGAUUCCAACGGCAGCCACAUUUUCACUCAGAGUCUGACGACGGGAGACCACCUCUACAAUCUAACCUACACGGGGGUGGGAGACCUGAGCAGCAUCACCGACAAGAACAAAAACAUGGUGACAAUAAGGCGAGACACGACAGGAAUGCCUCUGUGGCUGAUGGUCCCCGACGGACAGACGUUCUGGUUCACUAUCGGCACCAACAACGCCCUGAAAACCGUGGCUGCCCAGGGUCAGGAGCUGGCCGUCAUGACCUACCACGGAAGCUCGGGACUGCUGGCGACCAAGACAGAUGAAAACGGAUGGACAACCUUCUUUGAGUAUGACAGCUACGGCCGCCUGACGAACGUCACUUACCCCACGGGCCGAGUGAGCAGCUACCGCACGGACGCAGACAGCUCGGUCCGCAUCCAGACGGAGGGCUCCAACAAGGAGGAUAUCACCGUCACCACCAACCUGUCAGCCUCUGGCACCUUCUACACACUUAUGCAGGAUCAAGUUCGAAACAGCUACUUCAUCGGUCUGGAUGGCUCGCUGCGGCUGGUCCUGGCCAACGGCAUGGAGGUGUCGCUGUACACCGAGCCCCACCUGCUGGCCGGCACCGUCAACCCCACCGUGAGCAAGAGGAACGUCACGCUGGCCAUCGACAACGGCCUCAACCUGGUGGAGUGGCGGCAGAGGAAGGAGCAGGCCCGGGGCCAGGUCACGGUGUACGGGCGCAGGUUACGGGUCCAUAACAGGAAUCUGUUGUCCCUGGACUUCGAUCGGAUCACCCGCACCGAGAAGGUGUACGACGACCACCGGAAGUUCACGCUGCGGAUCCACUACGACCACGCGGGCCGGCCGACGCUGUGGGCGCCCAGCAGCCGCCUCAACGGCGUCAACGUCACGUACUCCCCCGGGGGGCACGUGGCCGGCAUCCAGAGAGGCACCAUGUCCGUCCGGAUGGAGUACGACCAGAACGGCAGGAUCACCUCCCAGAUGUUUGCCGACGGCAAAUCCUGGAGCUACACCUACCUGGAGAAGUCCAUGGUGCUGCUGCUUUCCAGCCAGAGACAGUACAUCUUUGAAUUCGACAAAAACGACCGACUGUACUCUGUGACCAUGCCCAACGUGGCCCGGCAGACCCUGGAGACCUCCCGCUCCAUUGGCUACUACCGGAACACGUACCGCCCCCCCGAAGGCAACGCCUCGGUGCUGCAGGACUACAGCGAGAACGGCCAGCUGCUGCAGACCACCUACCUGGGCACGGGCCGCAGGGUCAUCUACAAAUACGGGAAGCUGGCCAAGCUGCUGGAGAUCCUCUACGACACCACCCGCAUCGGGUUCUCCUACGACGAGGUGGCCGGCAUGCUGAAGACCGUCAACCUGCAGAGCGAGGGCUUCACCUGCACCAUCCGCUACCGGCAGAUCGGCCCCCUGAUCGACAGGCAGAUCUUUAGGUUCAGCGAAGAGGGGAUGGUCAACGCCCGCUUCGACUACGUGUACGACAACAGUUUCCGCGUCACCAGCAUGCAGGCCGUCAUCAAUGAAACGCCGCUGCCCAUCGACCUGUACCGCUACGACGACGUGUCCGGCAAGACGGAGCAGUUUGGGAAGUUUGGAGUCAUCUAUUACGACAUCAAUCAGAUAAUCACCACGGCGGUGAUGACCCACACCAAGCACUUUGACGCCUACGGACGGGUGAAGGAGGUCCAGUACGAGAUCUUCCGCUCGCUCAUGUACUGGAUGAUGGUGCAGUACGACAACAUGGGCCGGGUGGUGGCCAAGGAGCUGAAGGUGGGGCCGUAUGCCAACACCACGCGCUACAUGUACGAGUACGACGCCGACGGCCAGCUCCAGGUGGUCUCCAUCAACGACAAGCCCCUGUGGAGGUACAGCUACGACCUGAACGGCAACCUGCACCUCCUCAGCCCCGGGAACAGCGCGAGGCUCACUCCUCUGCGGUACGACAUGCGCGACCGCAUCACCCGCCUGGGAGACGCCCAGUACAGGAUGGACGAGGACGGCUUCCUCAAGCAGCGGGCCAACGAAUACUUCGAGUACAACUCAGCCGGCCUGCUCGUUAAAGUCUACAACAAGGUGAGCGGCUGGAGCAUCAAGUACCGCUACGACGGGCUGGGCCGGAGGGUGUCGAGCAGGAGCAGCUCGGGCCAUCACCUGCAGUUCUUCUAUGCCGACUUAUCCAGCCCCACUCGGGUCACCCACAUGUACAACCACUCCAGCUCCGAGAUCACGUCGUUGUACUACGACCUGCAGGGACACCUGUUCGCCAUGGAGCUGAGCAGCGGCGACGAGUUCUACGUGGCCUGCGACAACAUCGGAACGCCGCUGGCUGUGUUCAGCGGCUCCGGCCUCAUGAUCAAGCAGAUCCUCCACACGGCGUUCGGGGAGGUUUACCUGGACACCAACCCCAGCUUCCAGCUCAUCAUUGGCUACCAAGGAGGCCUCUACGAGCCGCUCAGCCGGCUGGUCCACAUGGGCAGGCGGGAUUACGACGUCCUGGCGGGCCGCUGGACGACGCCCGACCACGAGAUCUGGAAACGCCUCAACAGCAACCACAUCGUGCCGUUCAACCUCUACAUGUUCAAGAACAACAACCCGCUCAGCAAUAACGAGGAAAUAAAGUGCUACAUGACAGAUGUCAACAGCUGGCUGGUGACCUUCGGCUUCCAGCUGUACAACGUCAUCCCCGGCUACCGCAAGCCGAACACCGAGACCAUGGAGCCGUCCUACGAGCUGGUGCGCACCCAGAUCAAGACGCAGGAGUGGGACAGCACCAAGUCUCUGCUGGGCGUCCAGUGUGAAGUCCAGCGGCAGCUGAAGGCUUUCGUCAAGCUCGAACGCUUCGGCCAGAUCUACAGAGCCAAAAGUGCGGGAUGCCCCCAGACCGAGGACAAGAAGAUCUUCGCCUCGGGCGGCUCCAUCUUCGGCAAGGGGGUGAAGUUCGCCAUCCGAGAGGGACGCAUCAGCACGGACAUCAUCAGCCUGGCCAACGAGGACGGGCGCCGCAUGGCGGCCGUCCUGAACGACGCCGUCUACCUGGAGAACCUGCACUUCACCAUCACCGGGAUGGAUACCCACUACUUCGUCAAGCUGGGCUCGGUGGAGGGCGACCUGGCCCUCAUCGGCAUGACGGUGGGCCGUCGCACGCUGGAGAACGGCGUCAACGUGACGGUGUCCCAGGUCAACGCCGUCCUCAACGGCAGGACUAGGCGCAUCACGGACAUCCAGCUGCAGUAUGGCGCGCUGUGCCUGAACACGCGCUACGGCGGCAGCGUGGACGAGGAGAAGGCCCGGGUGCUGGAGCUGGCCCGGCAGAGAGCCGUGGCCCAGGCCUGGGCCCGGGAGCGCCAGAGACUGAGGGACGGCGAGGAGGGCUCGCGCACCUGGACCGAGGGGGAGAAGCAGCAGCUCCUCGGCUCGGGGAAGGUGCAAGGCUACGACGGAUACUACGUGGUCUCGGUGGACCAGUACCCCGAGCUGGCGGACAGUGUCAACAACAUCCACUUCAUGAGACAGAGCGAAAUGGGCCGAAGGUGACAUGAACACGAGGCUCUGCGCUGACAGACUCACAUGUGGGACACGGGACUUCUUGCCAAAGACAGUUGUGUACAUGACCACUUUUUGUUUUUGUUUGUUUUUCCUUUUGACUGUGCUCAGCUUAGUUUUUAAAUAUACUGUAAAGAGGAAAAAAACAAAGCGAGAGAAAACAGAAAGGUUGCAAUCAGUUGCACUGUAUUCAUAGACGAGUGCCCUUCUCCUUUUGAAGAUUCUUUAACAGUCUUUGCCCUCCAAGUGCGACUGCUAGAGGAUGGAAAUCUGCGAUGUCUUUGACUCAUUUUUGUGACUCCAUUUCCUCAUCCCUGUUGGUGAUUCUGUUCAAAGGAAUCCAAGAGGAGUAUCGGUAAUGCAUUAUGUUCACUGGCUAACUCUGCUGCCAGACUUGCAGAUUGUUAUUCACAAGCUCGCUUCAUUCUGCCUUUUUCUGCGCCUCAGCCAAGGAGAUUCCUUCUCUUUUAAUCACUUCUUUUUUAUACUUGAAACCCUCAUAGCCCCAGUCAUCCAUAAAUAAUGAGAGAGAUUUCUGUUGGCGGUAGCCCCCUUCAUCAAAACCCCAGCUGAACUUGUCAAAGCACCUUCAUUUGUGUGAUGUCUUGUAUUUUUCUUGACGAGGAGGCUUGAUGCUCAUUUGUGGUCUGAGCUUGGAAGGCUUCAGUGCACCCUGACUGUGCAUGUCGGCCUUUCCUCAUCAACCACCAAAUUAGCAAAACUGCUUAAUUAAGCUUAAAUUUGAGGGGGGUGAAGCCAACCGAGGGAUUUGAGGUCACUUCUUUUAUUAG
This is a messenger RNA of Salarias fasciatus (jewelled blenny), 9547 nucleotides long. RefSeq names its product teneurin transmembrane protein 4 (gene tenm4). Gene Ontology annotation, cellular component: membrane; neuron projection. The record is from RefSeq and is a predicted model, not a curated record. Gene Ontology annotation, biological process: signal transduction; heterophilic cell-cell adhesion; neuron development. The coding region runs from base 159 to 8747 and encodes 2862 amino acids. Gene Ontology annotation, molecular function: protein heterodimerization activity; cell adhesion molecule binding; protein homodimerization activity. Lineage: Eukaryota; Metazoa; Chordata; Actinopteri; Blenniiformes; Blenniidae. The transcript is spliced from 33 exons.